AUGAGGAUUUCGCUGGCUUUAUAUUGUUCAUUUAUUAUGUUCCUUUUGUUUUUCUCUCUGCCUUUACCAGUUUCAUCUGAAAAUCAAGAAAGUAAAGCCCAAACGAUGACGACCUCUUGGAAGCGAAGUCUUGCACAGCACGGCUACUCUCUUCGUGUUUUCAUUAGGAAACGUGGUGGUGGUGGUGGUAGGGGUCGUAGUAGGGGCCGUCAUGUCCCUACUGGCGGUGGUGGUUCGUCGACUACCACUCGACCUUCUCUUUCCAUCACAUUCGGUUUAGGUUCCACUGUCGCGAGCUUGAUGUUGUUGAUGUUCUUCGCCUUCUAGUUACAUAUUUGUGAGCUUCAAGCCUUGUGAAGCUUUUUAUAAAUUGUAAUGGUGUGUUAUCUUUUUUUCAAAUCAUGUGAGCUGAUCAAUAUUGUAAAA
Messenger RNA from Raphanus sativus (radish), 426 nucleotides. RefSeq lists its product as uncharacterized. The transcript has a single exon. The record is from RefSeq and is a predicted model, not a curated record. Bases 1 to 327 code for a protein of 108 amino acids. NCBI's taxonomy places the organism in Eukaryota, Viridiplantae, Streptophyta, Magnoliopsida, Brassicales, Brassicaceae.